AUGGCUCCUGUAAAGAUUAGCCACAUCGUAUCAUUUUCCUCUCAGGAUCCCAAGUAUCCUGUGGAGAACUUGCUGAAUCCAGACUGUCAGAAGGGACCUUGGCUCAGCUGCCCUCAGGACAAGAGUGGGCAGCUGAAAGUGGAACUCCAGCUGGAGAGGGCAGUGCCCAUUGGCUACAUUGAUGUAGGUAACUGUGGCUGUGCUUUCCUGCAAAUUGAUGUGGGCCGUUCUUCCUGGUCCCUGGACAGACCUUUUGUCACCUUGCUCCCUGCAACCAUGCUUAUGUCCCUGGCUGAUUCAAAGCAGGGGAAAAACCGCUCAGGGGUCCGCAUGUUUAAAGAUGAAGAUUUCCUGGCUGCGGCCUCAGGUGAGCCCUGGGAUCGACUUCGCCUGACCUGCUCCCAACCCUUCACACGUCAGCAGUCUUUUGGUCUGGCCUUCCUCCGGGUGUGUUCCUCCCUGGACUCCUCAGAUGACCCUGUGGGGGAUCUCUCUGCUCCUGGGAGCACUAGGCUAAGCCAGGGUUCUGAUGCUCCGGAGUCUGGUCCAAGCCCCUGGCUGGCUAAUCCUUCCAUUCGGAGGACGUUCUUCCCAGAUCCCCAAACGAGCACCAAGGAAAUUUCAGAGCUUAGGAAUAUCCUAAAGCAGCUGCAGCCAGGGGCUUUGGGACGUUCAGCCUGCAUGGUACUUUCAGCUGCCCGCAGGGUGCCCCCCGUGAGUAUGGCAAGCACAAAAAACAUCCAGGCAGAACCAGGUCCCAGUCAUCCAGUCAGCACAGAGCUGAGACCAGAAGAGCAAAACUCAGAGAAUAAUGUGGGCAGGACGAAGAGACGGAAAGUGCAAGCUCACAGGCCUUUAUCCAGCUCGAACUCUCGGCCAAACCGGAGGGGGAUAGCAAAGGCAGGGCAGAGAGAACACCAGCGACUCCAGGCCCAAAGCAGUGGGGUCCAGGAUAGUGCGCUGUGCCCCAUCUGCUCAGGCUCCUUCAGCAUCAAGGUUCUUCCCUGGCAUGCUGCGACUUGUGGAGAGACCUCCCCACCUCACCCAGCCUCUCCCUCCUCAUCACCAUCUUCAUCGCAGUCUGUACUGAAAACUGGACCCAGUGAAAACAGAUGGGACCCUGUGGUAUACUGGGAAGUUGAGUGCUUUUUGAGCUUAACUCCCAUUCCUCUGGUCUCCAGGCCACAGCCCAACUGGACGGAGAUUGUCAACAAAAAGCUAAAGUUCCCACCUCCGCUCCUGACUGCCAUCCAGGAGGGCCGCCUGGGCCUAGUGCAGCACCUGCUGGAGUCCGGGGUGGAGGCUUCAGGCAGCGGGCCAGGCGGGCCCCUGAGGAACGUGGAGGAGGCCGAGGACCGCUCCUGGAGGGAAGCUCUCAAUCUGGCCAUCCGGCUGGGCCACGAGGCCAUCACCGAUGUGCUGUUGGCCAAUGUCAAGUUUGACUUCCGGCAGAUCCAUGAGGCACUGCUAGUGGCAGUGGACACAAACCAGCCAGCAGCGGUGCGUCGCCUGCUGGCCCGGCUGGAACGGGAGAAGGGCCGCAAAGUGGACACUAGGUCUUUCUCGCUGGCUUUCUUUGACUCCUCAAUUGAUGGCUCACGCUUUGCCCCUGGUGUCACUCCACUCACCCUGGCCUGCCAGAAGGAUCUGUAUGAGAUCGCACAGUUGCUCAUGGACCAGGGCCACACCAUUGCCCGGCCCCACCCGGUCUCCUGUGCCUGCCUCGAGUGCAGCAAUGCCCGCCGCUACGACCUGCUGAAGUUCUCCCUGUCCCGCAUCAACACCUACCGCGGCAUUGCCAGCAGGGCCCACCUCUCACUGGCCAGUGAGGAUGCCAUGCUGGCUGCCUUCCAGCUCAGCCGGGAGCUCAGGCGCCUUGCAUGCAAGGAACCUGAGUUUAAGCCUGAGUACAUUGCCCUGGAGUCGCUGAGCCAGGACUAUGGCUUUGAAUUGCUGGGCAUGUGCCGGAACCAGAGUGAGGUCACCGCAGUACUCAAUGACCUGGGCCAAGACAACGAGACUGAACCCGAGGCUGAGGGCCUGGGCCAGGCCUUUGAGGAAGGCAUCCCCAACCUGGCGAGGCUGAGACUGGCCGUCAACUACAACCAGAAGCGGUUUGUAGCACACCCCAUCUGCCAGCAAGUCCUGUCUUCCAUCUGGUGUGGGAACCUGGCUGGCUGGCGUGGAAGCACCACCAUCUGGAAGCUCUUUGUCGCCUUCCUCAUCUUCCUCACCAUGCCCUUCCUCUGCCUCGGCUACUGGCUGGCACCCAAGUCCCGGCUGGGCCGUCUGCUGAAGAUCCCAGUGCUGAAGUUCUUGCUGCACUCCGCCUCCUAUCUGUGGUUCCUCAUCUUCCUGCUGGGUGAGUCCCUGGCCAUGGAGACACAGCUGAGCACCUUCCGCGGCCGCAGCCAGAGCGUCUGGGAGACUUCCCUACACAUGGUUUGGGUCACAGGCUUUCUGUGGUUUGAGUGCAAGGAAGUGUGGAUUGAGGGCCUGCGCAGUUACCUCCUGGACUGGUGGAACUUCUUGGAUGUGGUCAUCCUGUCCCUGUACCUGGCGGCCUUUGCGCUGCGCCUCCUUCUGGCCGGGCUUGCCCACGUGCACUGCCGGGAUGCCCCCAACGGGGCUGCCUGCCACUAUUUCACCACGGCUGAGCGAAGUGAGUGGCGCACUGAGGACCCCCAGUUCCUGGCGGAGGUGUUGUUUGCCAUCACCAGCAUGCUCAGUUUCACCCGCCUGGCCUACAUCCUGCCGGCCCAUGAGUCCCUGGGCACUCUGCAGAUUUCUAUUGGCAGGAUGAUUGACGACAUGAUCCGGUUUAUGUUCAUCCUCAUGAUCAUCCUGACUGCCUUCCUCUGUGGCCUCAACAACAUCUACGUGCCCUACCAGGAGACAGAGCGUCUGGGCAAUUUCAACGAGACAUUCCAGUUUCUGUUCUGGACCAUGUUUGGCAUGGAGGAGCACAGCGUUGUAGACAUGCCUCAGUUUCUGGUGCCUGAAUUCGUGGGCCGGGCCCUCUACGGCAUCUUUACCAUCGUCAUGGUCAUUGUGCUGCUCAACAUGCUCAUUGCCAUGAUUACCAACUCCUUCCAGAAGAUUGAGGACGACGCCGAUGUGGAGUGGAAGUUUGCUCGCUCCAAGCUCUACCUGUCCUACUUCCGGGAAGGCCUGACGCUGCCUGUGCCCUUCAACAUCCUGCCCUCCCCCAAGGCCCUCUUCUACCUUCUCAGGAGAAUAUUCCGCUUCAUCUGCUGUUGCUGUUCCUGCUGUAAAACCAAGAAGCCAGACUACCCGCCAAUCCCCACUUUUGUGAGUACCUCAUUUGCUUGUCCGUGGUCUUCGUCACAACAGGCCUUCAAUGACCUGGGCAACAGACUGACAGAGCUGACCAAGACUGUGUCUCGACUGCAAAGUGAGGUGGCUGGUGUGCGGCGGACUCUGGAAGAGGGAGGGACACCCCGACCACCCGGAGGUGCCAGCGUCCUCAGUCGCUACAUCACCCGAGUGCGCAACAGCUUCCAGAAUCUGGGCCCCCCCAUCCCUGAAGCCCCAGAGCUGACAGUGCCAGGGCUUGUGGGGACCCAGGUAUCUUCGGAAACUGGGCUUCAGGAUGCUGGAGGGGCUAGGACUCCAGCUUCUGGAGAGUCUGGCCCUUCCUCCCCAGCUCACGUGUUAGUGCACAGGGAGCAAGAAUCAGAGGCGGCUGGGGACCUGCCCCAGGAGGAAGAUUUGGGAAUCUAA
Messenger RNA from Puma concolor (puma), 3744 nucleotides. The record is from RefSeq and is a predicted model, not a curated record. NCBI's taxonomy places the organism in Eukaryota, Metazoa, Chordata, Mammalia, Carnivora, Felidae.